GAUGUUGUCGUCUUUAUGAGAAUUUAUGAUGGACUCAGACAACGAAGACAAUACUAAUAUUUGUACACCAGAUUCUUGCAACAGAACUCUAUUUAACCAAGACGUGGAUAGUGAUUACGAGGGGAUAUGUGAGCCGCCCAUUCUAAGACAACUUAAGAACAUCUUGGACCAGUAUCCGGACGGGUCACAAAUUAUCCGAGAACUUGUACAGAAUGCAGAAGACGCCGGAGCCACGACUUUUAAGAUUUAUUAUGCUGAAGGUGAUCACAACCCUACCCCGGGGGCAAACACACCUGUAUAUCAGGAAUACUUCAGGACUCCUGCUCUAUGUGUAUACAAUGAUGGAGUGUUCUCACAAGAUGAUUGGAAAGGUAUCAAAAGCAUUUACACAAGUGUCAAGGAAAAAGACGCACUGAAAGUGGGAAGGUUUGGACUAGGGUUCAAAUCCAUCUUCCACAUCACAGACUCUCCAGUAAUCAUUAGCGGAGAUCAGCUUCUGAUUAUAAAUCCUCUGAAGUUACCACACAAAGUUUGUCACCGGAUACCAUUCAAAAAGCUGACAACAAACAAAUAUAAGAUCGCGUGGUCACUGAUGAAAAAGACCCUGGGAUUAGAAGGCGAGGGACUGUUUGAACUCAACGAGUCAGCUAUUCAGAAACAAAAUUAUCCAAGAACUCUGUUUUGGUUUCCUUUACGUCAAAACAUCUCUGAGCUCUCAAAUAAAAUCUACACAUCACAAAAAAUGACAGAGCUCUUUGAAUCUUUUGAAGAAGAAGCAGAAACGAUUCUUCUCUUCCUGAAAUCUGUUAGUAACGUCUCGAUUUAUGACACCCGAUUUCGGAAGAAGUUUGCUGUCCAAAUGAAAGGUGUUGGAAAUGUAAACAUUACCAAGGACAGAGAAUAUAUCAAGAAUCAAGUGAUAAAAAACAAAAUUCCCGAACAAUCUCUGUGGAGUGAAUACAGAGCGAUUCUCACAACGCAAAGACCACAAAAUCACCAAGAAACCAAACAGGAGUGGUUUGUAGUUAAUCUUUUUCAAGGAGAAAAGGACAUGUCACAGAGAAUGUUAGAAUUAGCGCAUGAUGAACAACUAGGUUACGCACCCUAUGCGGGUAUAGCAUUUCCACUGACACAGGGAGAAAAUGAACAUUUCAAAGGCCAUGUAUUUUGUUUUUUACCACUUCCGAUUGAACCAGACAGUCGAAGUUUGACCAACUUGCCAGUCCAUGUCAAUGGUUUCUUUGCAUUAACCUCUAACAGACGUCAUAUGCUUUGGGCAACCCAAGACCAACAUGAAACAGAUGACAACAGGCUGGUGUGGAACAAAUUGAUGAUUUCUGAGUUGUUAUCAUCAGUUUACACCAAGCUUUUGAAAUCUCUUCUUCAAGAUCCCACUAUUGCACCAGAAACCAUCUACCACUGCCUUCCUGACGCAAAAAACGUGGAUCCAAAGUGGUCUAUUUUGUUAAGGCCAGUAUAUACCGAAGUAUUUGGUCUUAGAAUGUUUUUCAAGGAAGAAGGAGAAACUCUCAACCGAAAAAAGCUUCAUUUUAAAGAGUCGCGAUUUUUCAUUUUUGAUUCUAAGGAGAAAUUAUUCAAAGGAACAUUAGAAGCACUUAGAAAUCUAUUAACGAUCUAUACAGAUAACUUGGUUUGUCUUCCAGAGCAUCUACAGUUUGCUGUAUGCAACAAGGAAUUUUUUCCAAAGGGAGUCAAAGCACGUACAAUAAAUGCAGAAUUCAUUUGUCAUCUUCUGCGGGAAAAUGAAACAUACAAAACCUUUACCAGAUCCCUGAAACUGGAGAUUCUUCACUAUAUCUUGGCGAACACCACAGUAGAUCAGAUUGAAGAUGUCGAGUUGUUACCUACAGAUGAUCCAUCAACCUUUGUGUCCUUCAAAGACGAAACAGUCUACAUCUGUUUAAAAGGAGAAGAAAAAAUGUUCCCCUUAACGGAAAAACAAUUACUGUCUAGCAUACCUGACGAUGUGAAAGACUGUAUCUUAGAACUUGCAAAAUCAGGCCAGCAUGGAGUUAAAGUCUUCUCUUCUUCAGAUUUUAAAAUAUUGUUGCAAAAAUCAACUGAAAAACAAAAUAUACCUAAAGACAUACCUCCUUCUGAGCGACAGCAAAUCUCAGACUGGAUUUCCAAAGUAUGGAAGUAUAUUUCUGUGCAAGAAAAUGACGAGGAUUUGAUGGAUAGCAUAUGUCACCUCAGUAUUUUACCAGAAGCACGGGAAGAAGAAAGCUUGUCCCUAAUUAGACUUCACAGACUCAAAGGUUUAUACAUGGUUAGGAGACAAGGCUCAAGUAUCUUACCAGAUUCAAUCUGUGAACUACUUCGCUCACUCAAUGUUACCAUUCUACAUGCACUUCCCAAGUGUUUCCCAAGUGCUGCUAUCAAGAAGUAUAUUUUUGGUCCAACUGAAAAUGGUGUUUGUGAAAUAUUGGCAAAAAUGAUGACUCUUUCCACUUGUCUAAGCGAUCUUGUUGACAAAUUUGAAGAAAUCUCAGAAAACAAUCGAAGGGACUUUGCUGUGUUUAUAAGCAAGGCGGAUAAUCUCACUUCAAGUGUAGAUAUGCUUUUGAAAAAAGUAAAGAUGUUUCCUGCAACUUCAGGAAAGAAAAAAAUAUUUCUUACUUCAGUUUUGGGGAUCAAUAAGAUGACACCACAAAAUUAUACAGAUUUCCCUGUAGAAUUUCCCUACCCACUGAUAACUGGAGACUUUAAUGGGGCCCAGCUUGCUCUACGACUUGGAGUCUGUCGACAAACAGAAGAAAACCUUACAACUGACAUUCUGAAGAAAAUUCAAAACAAUGGAUACAACGAGAAAGAUAUUGAUGUUUUCAUGAUUUACUUUCUCAAAAAGAUACAAAUGAAUAAUGUUAGUUCGGAACAAAUAGAAAUUGCGGCAUCAAUUCCAUUUGUACUCUCAACUGACGGGAAAAGAAGACUACCUAGAGAACUAUUUGAAGUUACAGAUAAAACUCAAGACCUCUUCCAGGGUGAAACUGACAAAUUUCCACAUUUAGACUUUUCCGAGUAUUCAAAUGGGUUAAAGAAACUGGGUUUGAAGUCAUCAAAGGAUGUGUCAAUAAGUGAUCUCAUGCAGACUUUAGAUCACUUGAUAAACAAGGACAGAAUGUCCCUUAUACAAGCAGAAAUUAAAGUGAGAGCUUUUGAGAGAUAUGUUAAUUCUUUGCUAAAAGGUGAAACGUCGUCAUUAGAAGAAAAAGAAUUGCUGCAAAAGAUGAAAUAUUCCUGUUGGAUGCCUAAAAUGACAAUUAAACCUAAGCACUACCCUCAAUUGAUGCCGUGGUACAGUGCUAGUAUUGAAGUAGGAAUUCCCAGUGAUAUGUAUAGUCAAAAUCAUGAGAUGUUGGUUGGGUCUGUAGCAAUGCUCAAUGAAAGUACAUUAGAACCUCAUAUUUUAGAUGAAUUAUUGUACGGAAAUCCAAGCACAGAUAUAGUAUUGAAGCAAUUACUUCUGCUUACUGGCAAAUACGAAAAAAUCCCAAAUCCUUCAGAAUUUGGGCAAAUGCUGACAGAAAUUUACCAGUUCAUUGCCAAAGCAUCGAUUUCAGGUUCUUGUCUUGUCAUGUGCAAAGAAAAAAAUAUAAUUUGGACAGAAAAGAAUUUUUCAAAACCAAGACAAGUUUAUGUUAACUUUCUCAAUGGAAUAUCUGGGAUAACACUUGAACCCUACAUGUAUCAAUUACCACAGAUAUAUUCUGAAAACGAUAUCCUUAAAACUUUUUUUCUGAAAGUAGGUUGCAAAGCAGACCUUGAGAUUGAUGAUCUUAUUACCAUAUUAGAAACCAUCAAAACUCGCCAGCAAACCUCAGAUUUGGUGGAUUCAAAACAUGACUUAUUAAUUGUAGAGGGGAUUCUUAACAUAAUGGAAGACUUGAAUCAAAAUGAUUGUUUAUCAACGCAUGAUAAGGAAAGAAUUCUUUUCCCGGUGCAAAGUCAAGGCAAACUUUUUCAGCUUCUUCCGCUUGCCGACUGCACUUAUGUGGAUUACAAAAGAGAGGAUGAGGAGGAUGAAGAAGACGAAGAGGACCUAAAAUUUGUUCAUCCGAAGAUCAGGAGUAGUAUUGCAGCAAAUCUAGGAGUGUCAUCACUGACGAGGAGAAUAGUAGAAAGUAAGGGAGUUGAAGACAUACCAUGGGGACAAAAGGAAGAAUUGACUGACAGGUUAAAAAAUCUUAUCGCAGAUUAUGCAGACGGAACAAGUGUUCUCAAAGAGAUGCUCCAAAAUGCAGACGAUGCUGGUGCAUCAUGUCUCCGAGUUUUGUAUGAUGAGAGAACGAAUGAAAAUUCACGAGUUGGUCUAAUUGACAAAGGUAUGGCAGAAUGUCAGGGUCCGGCGAUCUGGGUGUACAAUGAUGCCAAGUUCGAAGAGAAAGACUUUCAAAAUAUCAUAAGACUUGGAGCAGGAACUAAGGAGUCCGAUAUGACGAAAAUAGGAAAAUUUGGUUUGGGAUUUUGUUCUGUCUACAACAUUACAGACAUGCCAAGUAUUAUAAGUGGAGAGUCACUCGUCAUCUUGGACCCAAGAACAAUCCAUCUUGGUAAAGCUUUGAAAAACAAUAAUCCUGGAUUGCGAUUCAAGGUAUCAGACCCAAAAACAAGACAUCGUCUAAGACACCAACUACGACCAUUUAAUGGUGUAUUUGGUUGUGACUGCCAAAUUGAGGGCGACAGCAUGUCAUAUGAAGGAACACUGUUCAGACUUCCUCUUAGAACGGCGAAACAAGCAGACGAAACAAAAAAUCAAAUUUCUUCCAAACAUUACACAAAACAGAAAGUCAUUCAGUUGAUUGAGAAGUUCAUUGAAGAUGCUGGAAAUUUGAUGCUCUUUAUUCAGAAUGUAAACACGGUUGAAUUCUUUCACUGGGCAUCGGAAGCCAGAGAAGAGUGUCGGUUUUACAGAAUACAACGUAUUUCAAAAAAUCCUGUGGCUGUCACACAUGCCAACAUACUUAAAGAGGCAAAUAAGGCGUUGCUCACGCAGAAUAAAAAGCCAAUACAAAGGAAAGAAAACAUAACCAUUAAAAUAAACAUUCUUCGAAAUAAACUUGUUAAAAAGAUAUUAACAGAAGAGAAUUUGAAGGAAAAGACUUUAGAGAUGGAUUGGAGUAUAUCCUGGCAGAUUGGAUCGCAUUGUCAACACCUAUCUGAAAGUACAGAUAAAAACAUCAUUGUUGGUAGUGCAGCAAUACCAGAUAAUCACUGUCUGCUGCUAGACAGGACAGAAAAGAAAUCUACUGAUAUUCCACUGGGCUUUUACAAAACUGGACAUGUUUUCUGCUUUCUUCCAUUACCACAGGAAUCCAUGAUGCCAGUUCAUAUCAAUGGGUAUUUUGCAGUUGAGACCAGUCGGCGGCGUUUGACGGUUAGCCUAUCAGACAACGUAUAUUCUGAAGGAACUGAAUGGAAUAAGUUUUUAUUGCGAAAUACCAUCUGCUAUGCCUAUCUCAAUUUAUUGGAGAGUUUAUCUGGGAGAGAUUCUCAAAAAUAUCAUGAAAAUUGGCCACUUUUUGGGAAAGACGAAAUGAUGAAUGAAUUAGUGAUUUCUUUUUAUGAAAAAGUUGUCAGGUCUGAACAUAAAUUAUUCUACCAGAAGAAAACAUCUGGAGAUAUCAAAAAGUUUUAUUUCGGUGAAUGUAUUUUCCUUGACCCUUCACUAAGAUAUGAUUUUGGUGAAAAAAUAGGAGAGAAAUCGUUUGGUUGUUUUUUGACUUUCAAUGAUCAGGACAAAAUUGUAAUGGAUAUGCCAGUAGAUAUUUACAAACAAUUUCAGAAAUCUUCAGACUGUCAAACAAAACUAAAAGAAAACAUCUGUAAUGCUAUAACAUUUUACCUGAAGUCAUUUAUACCAAGUCUAUUAACAAAUUGGUGGUCAGACUCUGUUAAAGAGAGGAAUAAAUUGCUACUACACAUUCUCCAAAUUGAUGAUAUGAAGGUCAGGGAAAGACUUAAAGAAACACCUUGCGUCCCAACCAAGCCACACGGAAAGUUGCGGAAACCCAAAGAACUUGUUUAUCCAUACUCAGAUUCUAGUAAAUUUUGUGUCUCGUGGCUUUUUUCAGUAGAUGAUGGGAGAUUCCCAGUAGAAGAAUUUACGCAGUCGAAAAUUGUGCAAAAACUUAAGGAACUUGGUAUGAUAACUGACACUCUACCAAAUGAAUUAGUAAUCGAUCGUGCCAAAUCAGUACAAAGAUUGUCUUCAAAACCCGAGAAGAUGAGAGAAAGGUGUCAAAAUGUUCUGCGUUAUAUAGAACUGAAGAAGGAUAGUCUAAAUGAUGUUCAAAAUGCAUUGCAAAGCAUAAAAUUUCUGCCAGUCCUACGGAAGCCUGCACCUUCAGAAUGGCCUUUCAAAUGGUAUUCUUCGGAAUCAAAGAGAUUGGAGGCAGGGAAGGAACUCUUUCUUUCAAACUGCAGAUGUGUUGUUGGCUGUGUUCGACCUGUGAUUGACGAAGAAAAUUUCUUUCACGCCCUUAAGUACUUGGGAGUACGGUAUUUUUCUGAUGUUGACGAAAAAAUAGUGAUUGAGCAGUUUAAAGAGAUAACAGCCAAUGUUCCUGCUGAUCUCUCGGAUUCAGUGUGGCAGGUCUUUGACGAGGUGUACAGGUACUUUAAUAGCAGAAAAUGCAGAUUGCUAACAAAUUUUACAGACAAACCUUGUAUUUUGACAAAGUCGACUGGAUUAAUCAAACCAGAACUUUGUGCAGUUGACCUUCAAAGUGACUUAAAGCCGUUCCUGUACAAAAUAGAAGAACGAUGGACAAAAUAUAGAGCAUUUCUGUAUAGUGUAGGCGUGAAGCAGAUGUUUUCAGUCGAAUGUCUUGUUCAAACUCUUAUAAAGAUGAAAACCAAGGAAGGAGAGCACUCAAAUUAUGUUCCUACUGUAGUUCGUCUUCUGAACAUGCUCUCGGAAUCAAAACGAAGAAUUGAGUUUCAGGCUAGUUGUGAUUUGGAAAAGAUAUUACUUCCUGAUGAGGAGGGUAUUAUGAGAAAAUCAAAGGACCUUUGUAUUGAUGACAACAAAUGUAGAAUAGCAAAAGACAACAAGAUAAUUUUUGCACAUGGAGAUUUAAACGUGUCGACAACAUCCCUAUUUGAGAUUAAAUCAAAGAGUGCCCAAUUUUUAAGACGAUUUGCGGGAGCUGUUUCAUUUGGACAAUCUGAGAAAUUAGUGACAAGGUUGAAAGGAAUUUUGAAAGAUUAUCCAUGCGAUGUUUCAAUUUUGAAUGAGUUGUUGCAGAAUGCAGACGAUGCUGGGGCAACCGAAAUUCAUUUCAUACAUGACAAAAGAACUCAUCCUAAAGAUUCUUUGUUUGAUAAAUCUCUUGAAGAUACACAGGGACCUAGUUUAGUGGUUUUCAAUAAUUCUUGCUUUUCAAAGACAGAUAUUGAAGGUAUAUCCAAGCUUGGCGAAGGAAGCAAGGGGUCGGAUCCAAUGACGACAGGUCAAUUUGGAAUUGGCUUUAAUGCUGUUUAUCACAUCACAGACGUUCCAUCUUUCUUGACAAAGGGAAAUGCAGUACCAAGUGGUGAAGCUUUGGUCAUGUUUGAUCCGCAUUGCAAGUACGUUCCUCUGGCAACCCAUCAAAACCCAGGAAUGAUGCUUGAUAACAUUCAAAGUAUCAAAUUUAAAGAAACUUUUCCAGAUAUGUACCAGACAUACCUUACAGAAGAAGUUCCUGCAUCCACAGGGACGUGGUUUAGGUUUCCACUGAGAACGCAAAAAAUGGCAAAUGUUUCCCAAAUUAAAAAGGGCAAAGCAAUGACAAAUAGUGAUCUUGAAAAUUUGUUUUCUUCCUUGAAAAAUGAAAUGCCUAAAUCGCUAAUGUUUUUAUCAAAUGUAGCAAAAAUCACACUUUCUGUAAUAUCUUUUGAUGGUAAAUUACAACAAAUAUCAUCAGUAUCAGCAAUACGAAGUCGCACAGAUCACGAUAAGUUACAACAAUUCAAUAACCAUGCUAAACAAUAUAUGGAAUCCUUACAAACUGGGAGGGUUUCCCUUGCACAAAAUGAAGGUUUAUCGGUUCAAUACCAAUUAGAACUCGAUAUCUCAUGUGACGAAAAUUAUCAGGAGCUGUGGUGUGUUUCGCAAGUUUGCGAUGUUAAAGUCCAAAAUGGUGUAGAUCAGCGGUUGAUAAAUGGAUUUAAAGAUGGAAACAUAUCCUUGUCACCAAGAACAGGUGUUGCAUAUAAGAUUGCAAAAGAACAAGACAGAGACUUGUCCCAAGUAUUUGAUUUUCUACCAUUACCUAUCCAGAGUAAUCUUCCUGUGCAUAUUAAUGGUCAUUUUGCUGUUGACGCUUCUCGGACAAAUAUUUGGGUAGACACGGUGAAAGGAAAAAGUCUGAAAGGGCUUUGGAACGAUUUCCUGCUUGAACACGCACUCCCCUUUGCCUUUGUAGAACUUGUUUGCUUCCUUCGUGAACAUCUAUUCAAGGACAAUGGAGCUAGCGUUUUAGAGACAGUAGACGUGUACAACAAUGCAUUCCCCAUUUUAUCAGAUGUUGCUAACACUAAAUGGGAAGGAAUUGUGAGGGGGUUUUAUCAGUUUGCAUGGGAAAAGAAAGUUGAAUUAUUUCCAAUAUACCUUCCUUCCGCCCUGUUUAAUAGUUUUAGAGAGACACGCCACUUUUUUACCAAAAAUACAAAGAGCGAUGUGACAGGCGGAUGUAUAUCGUUUGUUUCAUUAAAUAAUGAUAAUCACAGUUUUUCAACAUACUUUGUUCCACCAAAUACAAAUGAAUGUUCAACCACUGUUCAGACAGCUCCAGAUUAUUUAAGUAACUGUCAAAUGCAACAGAAUGCAGAAGCAUUUUGGUUCGAUACAGAGUUGUCAAAUAUCUUGAAACUUUUGGGAAUGAAAAUUUUGGAGUCUCCUGCUCAUAUUGCAGAAACUGUGCAACAGUCACUGAAAUCAAAUUCAAGUGCCCCUUUCCUUAAUGUUGCUGAAAUUGUGAAAUUUUUGAAGUCAUGGAAUACAGCUGCUGUAGAUAAAUGCCGCAUUACAACAGUUGGAAUUAGCUUGAAGAAAACGCUAUUUCAGAACAUCAGUUUUGUUCAAAAACUUGCGCAUGUCUGCUUUGGGUUGGUAAAAUAUAACCACAUCAAACAAUUAGAAGGGAUACCAUUGUGUGUCCAGAAUGACAACAUUCUUCAAGUCUUUUCUAAAGACAGGAAAAAAAUUGUUUCGCAAUACUGUGAUUUAUUGCCAAACUCAUCACAGAAAUUUUUGCAUGUAGAACUUGUUAACAUAUUCAAAAGCCAAUUGACUGAAGCAAAGGAUUGUCUUUUGCAACUUGAUUUAGAAACUUUUACAAAAUUGCUAGAAGAAAAUGAGUCCAGAAGAUUGCUUUCAGAGAUUCCUGUUCCUUUGUCAGAGAAACAUCAGAGCAAAAAAUGGUUCAUCAGAUUUUGGGAAUUCUUAUCUUCUCUUCCGAGAAAAAACAUACUUGAAGACUGUACGAAGCAUUUGGGGUCCUGGUGUUUGAUACCAGCAGCGACAAAAUCUAGCAAGAGAGUGAUUUUAUUUCCGUUUAAAUUACGACAUGCAGUUCUCGACACCGAUUCCUUUCAAUUUGGAAAAGAUCAGGAAAUAGGAAGAAUUUUGCUAAAAUUAGAAAUUCCGUCACCAUGCAAAGACUAUAUUGGAGAUACUUUUGAAUUGAGACAAUUCAUGCAGCGUGUUUGUGCCUCUUUGCUCUCCGUAGAAAACGUUCUUACGUGCCUUGUCCACCACAAAGGAAGAUAUGAAAUGUUGCCAAAAGAUGCAGUCCAUCUUGUUAUGUUUUUAUAUCACAAACUGCAUGAUGACUUCAGCAGUUUGAAAAGCAAAUUUAAAGAAAUAAAUUUUUAUGAAUCUUUUGAUGGUUCAUUGACAAAUCUCAUCACUAAUGGAGAAAUGAUGUCGUUGGAGCAGGAUUGUGUUCCAAAAGAAGGCCUACGGUCCCUUUGCAAACACAAAGGAUUGAAGAUACUCAAGAAAAAUUACCGUGUUUAUGAAAUAUACAGGGAAUUCUCGGUGAAAGAAAUAAACCCUGUUUCAUUUUAUGAACAAUACUUUCUUCGAUAUCCACAGCUAUUUGACCAUGAAACUCGAAUGAUUCAUAUUAAAUACAUAAAAGAAAAGCAUUUGUUCAUAGACGGUGGUGAAAGAAUGCAAUCUUUGAUCAAAGAAUUUCCUUUCGUUCAAAAUACUGAGACAAGAGAGUUACAAAGGGUCUGUGAAUUUUUUACCCCUUUUCUUCGAUUAUGCCGGCAGAUGUGUAAUAAAAGCGAAUUAUUACCUUUAGACCCAUUCUACAACGAAGAAUGGAAAGACUUUUUGAUCUAUGCUGGUCUCAAAACACAAAUUCCUGUCAACGUUUUACUCAGAUUUGCAAGAGAAAUAGAUGAAAGGCAGUCCCAUAGAAAAGAUGAAUCUUUAAUGUCCCACUCAAAGUUGCUUCUGGCAGAAAUUUUGAAUGUCCCUAAUCUACACAAAGAGCAAAGGUUUCUUCGUGAACUCAGAAAGAUUAAAUUUCUUAUUCCAACAAAAGUUGAAAAAGAGUAUUCACAAAUUGUAGGGCAAUUUAAAACAGGUCAUUCAUUAAUUUCUUUUGAAAAUGCAGUUUAUCCUGAAAGCAAGAUAAUAACUUGGUCCUCUUGUAAAAUCCUGCCUGAUCUUAAAUGCAAAGAUAGAACCCAUUGGAGUAAAGUUGAAGAACUAUUGCUGAUAAAGAAUAUUCCUGACUUGAAUGAUGUGAUCUCGCAUGUUCAUAAAGUUUGUCAUGCCUUGAAAAGGAAAGAAAAAGAUAAACAUGAAAAUCAGGAAAGUACUCUUGAUCUGUCUACGUUUAUAGGAAAUAUUUAUUCAAAACUGAAGGAUUUCGCCUCAAACAAUAUUGUUGAAUUGAAAACAGGGUUUUGUGAAACACCUUUGAUUUACAACAUAGAGCACAACUGCUGGCUUCGCUUAGAUCAAGUUAUUUUACAGUUAAUACGAAAAGAAGAAAUUCCACCUUAUCUUUGCCGAGGAAGUGAAAUAUUUGGAGCACAUUUUAAUUUUUUCAGGAACCUUGGUGUUGCGGAUGAGGCAUGUGUAUAUCACUAUGCAAGGGUGUUUGAUUUACUCCAUUCCUCUGUUGGAAACCGUCCACUGUUCCCAGAAGAGCUUCUCGUUUGCCAAAAGUCAAUGGUCGGAUUUUUAUCUUCCCUUGAAAAACUUCAGAAGACAUCAAUUCCAGAAGAAUCGAAGUAUGAUAAACUUCUUGAGUUUCCUUGUAUAUAUCUACCUUCAAGUGAGAACACAUUGGAAAAAUCAUCCAGCCUUACUUUAUGUGAUAGACCAGACUUUGUGAAGAGAAUACGUAACUUCAACCUCAUUAAAUUUGUGAAAUCUGUUGAACUAGAGAAAUACGAUGAAAAAAGAUUACUUUCAUGCCUUCCCUCUUGUUUUCGACCGAUACUUCUUUCACAACAAGUGAAAGAAAUCAUUCAUUCUGUAGAUAAAUGUGGAUCAUGUGAACGUUUGGAAACUUUGAAGAGAAAAUUUCAGAUGACAGAAUUUGUUAAUGGAGUAUGUGCAAUUCUUUCUAAAUCUGUCGGGGUUACGGAGAGUAUGAUUAAACAAUACAAAGAAAAUUUGCUCAGAUUGCAUUUUCAGCAAGUUUCUCAACUAGAGACUAAACUCCUCUAUCGUAAAGAAGAGGUGCAAAUUGCAGGUUCUGUGAGGAGUAAAGCAGUGUUCUUUGAUACAGAUGAAGCUGUGGUGUUUAUUAAGGUUGACCAAGGUUUACAUUCAGCAUGGAGAUAUAUUCGAGACCCCUUAUUUCAUGUAAUUAUUAGAUGCACUGACGGGUGUGCAAUCCAUUAUCGCGAACAAAUCUUGAGACUAAUGGAGUCUGAAUCGGCGGAAGAAAUGCGUGGAUUGUUAUCAAAAUUAGAAGUUUCAAUUGAAACCAGUUGGGAACCGGAACUGGGAUCAUACGUCCCUGAAGAUCUCCAUGAUUACUUAGACAACUCUAUUCGAGAAUUCCGUGAUGGAGAAAUUGUGGCCUUUGAAGUUCUCAAUCCGUCGCUGGAUGGUGUGGAAGACUAUGUGUUUAUCUAUGUCCGAAUAAUAAAGAAAAUUGACAAUCAUAAGUUUUCUAUGUAUAACAUCAAUGACGGGUCUGAUAUUCGUUGUGAAAUCGCAUUCAGAUUAUAUCGCUUUAUCCAAAGUGAAGGAAACAACACUUCACAAGAAAUCGAAAGACACACUGAUCUGCAAGGAGAGAUAUAUCAAAUGAGAAAAGUAGCCAUUUUCGAAGAAAUUAAAUGGACACUUAUUGAAGCAUGGAAAUACAAUCCAAAUGACUUCAAGAGAGUUCGAAAUAGACUACUAAUGAAUUGGCAUCCAGAUAAACAUCCAGAUAAUCACUUGGCGAAAGAUGUGACUCAAUACAUCCUAGAGAUAGAACGCAGGUUGAAAAAUGGUGAAUUCAAAGAGUUUAUAGGAAACUCUUCUGAUGAUAGAAGAAAUUAUUAUUAUAGACAGAGAAAAGGAAGAGGGGGCAGUUUCUACUAUGGAGAGCGACAAUCUACGUUUUCACAACCCCAGAAGAAGGACUAUGAUGAUUGGAUAGAUGGCUACAUGUCACGGCGCAGACGUAGAAGAAGAGGAAAUUGGACAUCCUGGUCUUCAUCGAGCAGUGGUUGCGUCCAAAAAAGAACACCAAACCCCCAACCACAAGUUGGAAAACUCUGGUUCAAACAAGCCAAAUACGACUUGAUCGCAGCACUCAAGCAAAAAGAGAGAUGCAUCGAUGACGACACGAUAGCUCAUACUUUGAACUGGAUAUGCUACAAGUGUCAUCAGGCCAUUGAAAAGUGCAUCAAGAGUUUGAUGUAUCGGGAAGAUGCUAACAAAGCAGGGGAUAACCUGAGGACUCAUGACCUAGUUUCCCUGUCGCACCGCGUGUCUGUUCCUGGACUGACGGACCUUUGUAGACAGUUUGGCUCCGAAGUAAGCAGUAGUCCAGACAGCAUAAUGUACCCUUUGUUCAACACUGUUCCCGGCGAAGUGUUCACUUCUGAUCAGGCAGUAAAGGCCUGCAGUAUUGCAGAAAGCAUUGUUGAAAUGUGUGAUGAGCAAUGGAACUCGUAACUCACAAUGUGUUUAUUAAAUGGUGUAUAUAAAUCACAUUUCUCUGAUAUAGACUGAUAGUUCUGUAGUUUUAUUGUUCAUAACUUAAUGUAUUAAUAUUUUGAAGCUUAUCUCCAUUGUACUGUAAUUAGGUA
This is a messenger RNA of Saccostrea echinata, 13287 nucleotides long. Its product is annotated as sacsin-like. The transcript has 8 exons. Lineage: Eukaryota; Metazoa; Mollusca; Bivalvia; Ostreida; Ostreidae. The coding region runs from base 26 to 13153 and encodes 4375 amino acids. The record is from RefSeq and is a predicted model, not a curated record. Gene Ontology annotation, molecular function: Hsp70 protein binding.